UCCGCCUACAGCUUCAUCGCAUCGUCUGAGCAGUACGCAAACCCUAAAAUCUGAGUGACAUUGAUCCUGAUGAGCGGAUGACAAUCACUUUUCUGGAUUCGAAGAGGUGUUAGAUGGAGUCUUCAACUCAGGAGGUUUCAAUGGAGGUCCAGCAACAAAAGAUUUUUGCUCUUCUUGAUUUUGUGAUGGAGUGUAAUAGGAAUCAUAGAUUAACUUCUAGUGUGUUGGAACCAGAGAACUACCAUGUUUCCAUGAUGAAGGAUGCAGUACUUGAUUCUGCAAUAAUACUUGACUCUCUUACUGUUUUAAGUCCUUCUGAAGAUGAGAAUGAGAUUGCCAAUGUUCCAAAGGAACAUGUUUCGGAUAGAUUGCCUAAGUUUCAUCCACCCCGAAAAGGUCUUUCAGCGGUUAGAAGCUUUCCUCCUGGGUGUGGAAGAGGUGCUCCCCCAGUUAGAAUUCAACAUGGCUCAAAAUUCUUGAAGAAUGAUGGUUCAAGAGGUGAAAACAGAGAUUGGAAUGUUGAAGCAUUAACCAAAGGUGCAAAGAAAUUAAGUGCUGCGAGUUUCUCUGGAGCCAAUCCAAUCACUCACAGGAAUGUGUCUGAAGACCAUAAAAUUUUGGAGGAUCCAAUGAGGAAGACACCUAGGAAUGAGGAUGGAAGUAUAGAGGGAAGGCUUUUUAGAGAGUUUGAUCAUGUGAAAUCCAAGCAGGGAGAACUUGCAACUGGCCCUGAACCUAUGGAAAAUAGGGUUGUGGUGCAGGGUUUGAAAGCAGCACCACAUUGCCCUUGGAGACAAAGCAAGAGGACGUUUAAAUCCAAUGCCAACCAACAGAACAGUUGACUCUGUGAUUUUAUACAUACAUCCACAGAAUAAGUUAUAUAGCAUACAAAGUUUUGGCAGCUCAUGUUUAAUGGUUUCAUUGUCAUUCAGGUUCCUAUGAUAAUUAGUAACAAGCUUACCAGAGA
Molecule: messenger RNA, 967 nt
Organism: Cucurbita moschata (crookneck pumpkin)
Lineage: Eukaryota; Viridiplantae; Streptophyta; Magnoliopsida; Cucurbitales; Cucurbitaceae
Exons: 2
Coding region: 114-842 (242 amino acids)
Source: RefSeq, a predicted model, not a curated record